This is a messenger RNA of Pseudozyma hubeiensis SY62, 939 nucleotides long. RefSeq names its product alpha/beta hydrolase fold protein. The transcript has 2 exons. The record is from RefSeq and is a predicted model, not a curated record. NCBI's taxonomy places the organism in Eukaryota, Fungi, Basidiomycota, Ustilaginomycetes, Ustilaginales, Ustilaginaceae. Bases 1 to 939 code for a protein of 312 amino acids.
AUGUCGGACUCAUCUAUUACAACACAGACGCUGAAUUACGUUGCUGGAAGCACGGAUCCCGAGCAGCAACUUGACCUCUACCUGCCUACCUCACAAGCCACCAGUCUAAUCGUCUUCAUCCAUGGUGGAGCUUGGCGGACCGGUUCGCGAAAAGAUCACGUAGACCUGGCACAGUAUGUUUCGUCAAAGGGCAAAGCUGUUGCGGUCGUCGACUACAGACUCUCUGUCAAAGAUGAAGAGACAGGGCUAACGAAGCACAUUCAUCCGGUGCAUGCGGAGGAUGUCAACGCAGCGCUGAAGUUCUUGCACGGUCGAAAAGAUGUCCCGCAGAAUGAUUGGAUUGUCGUCGGACAUUCGAUAGGUGCUUGGCUUGCGUUAGCAGCAAUCAUCGACGGCGAGCCAAGAGCAGGGAACGGAGAACACCCGAAACCCAUGCCACCACCGAAUAGCGGCGCAAGGGAGUGCAUCAAGACUUGUGUACUAGUGGAUGGAAUCUACUCGGUUUCAAAUCUCCUGAAAGAGUACCCAGACUAUGAAGGCUUCGUAGCACAAGCUUUCCUACCACAGCCAGGUCCGAGCAACUACGACGUUGUCUCCUGCGAGACCUGGCCUCUAGCUUUGCAAGGCAAGGACUUUCACGUAUGGCACUCGCGGGAUGACGAGUUGCUGUCGUUCAAGCAGAGCAUAGAUGCUGUCCUGCAUCUCGAUCGACAGCUGUCAGGUGAUGCAUCAAGCGGUGAUGCCAGCGUGGAGAUUCCAGGAGAUGGGUUGGCAAGCACCGUUGUGGUCGACGGUGAGAAGAGGACGAUCGCCUCGGUCUAUGGAGAUGUCAGGAUCAGGAGCAGUGAUCGAUUGCAUGUGGACUUGCUUAGCUUGAGUGGUGCUCAUGAUGAUCUCUUACACACGGAGACGUUCUGGGAUCUCAUUCUUGGAAUUUGA